UUUUAGUUUGUGUGGGCCGCGCGCAGAACGCGUCAGUCGUCGCGGAUGCUCGUUGUUUCUACUCGUGUCCUUGUUCAUGGUGUGACUUUAGAAAUCCGGUUCUGAUUCUGCUGCUCCUUGUUUCUGCGUUUCGGCCACAUAAAGUUCGUGUUCGGGUACAGUUCGGCUGAAUGGCGUCCGGAGGCGCUGCGGUUCCGCCGCAGGUCGGAGACGUCGAGGAAGACGCGUCGCAGCUUCUCUUCCCCAAAGAGUUUGAGAACGCGGAGACGCUGCUGAACUCGGAGGUCCACAUGCUGCUGGAGCACCGGAAGCAGCAGAACGAGAGCGCCGAGGACGAGCAGGAGCUCUCCGAGGUCUUCAUGAAGACGCUGAACUACACCGCCCGCUUCAGCCGCUUCAAGAACCGAGAGACCAUCGCCAGCGUCCGCAGUCUGCUCCUGCAGAAGAAGCUCCAUAAGUUUGAACUGGCCAGUCUGGCCAACCUGUGUCCUGAGGCGGCAGAGGAGGCCAAAGCCCUCAUUCCCAGUCUGGAGGGACGCUUUGAGGAUGAAGAGCUCCAGCAGAUUCUGGACGACAUCCAGACCAAGAGAAGCUUCCAGUACUGAAGGAGGACCGGUCUGGACCUGCCGGCUCCACCGGAUCACAACCACCACUUUUUUUUAUAAAGGACUCAGAACCCGGCAGGGAACAACAGAACAUUUGAAUCAGUGUUUCCUGCACCCCAUCGCUCGUCUGUUUCUGGUUGGCUCUGACACAACGGGACCGCCGGCCUGUUUGGGUUUCACUUUAAGAUUCAUGUGGCGUUAUCAUCACUCAUUCAAGAAAACUGGGAACUAAGGGGGCGUCCGGGUAGCGUGGCGGUCUAUUCUGGUGCCAACCAACACGGGGAUCGCCAGUUCAAAUCCCUGUGUUACCUCCGGCUUGGUUGGGCGUCCCUACAGACACAAUUGGCCGUGUCUGCGGGUGGGAAGCCGGAUGUGGGUAUGUGUCCUGGUCGCUGCACUAGUGCCUUCUCUGGUCGGUUGGGGCGCCUGCUCGGGGGGGUGGGGGAACUGGGGGGAAUAGCGUGAUCCUCCCCCGUGCUACGUCCCCCUGGUGAAACUCCUCACUGUCAGGUGAAAAGAAGCGGCUGGUGACUCCACAUGUAUGGGAGGAGACAUGUGGUAGUCUGCAGCCCUCCUGAAUCAGCAGAGUGGGUGGAGCAGCGACCGGGACGGCUCAGAAGAGUGGGGUAAUUGGCCGGAUACAACUGGGGAGUAAAAGGGGGGGGGACUGGUAACUUUGAAUUGUUCUGACUGCCACGUGUCUCUUUGUAGAGACAAGAGACACUCCUGUAGAGCUGUGUGAUAUGAUGAUUUAUUCUGAACCUAAAUUCAGGUUUUCAUGAAGUCGCCGUUUUACAACCAUGCCACAUUCCUUUGUUUCCAAUAAA
Molecule: messenger RNA, 1432 nt
Organism: Lampris incognitus (smalleye Pacific opah)
Lineage: Eukaryota; Metazoa; Chordata; Actinopteri; Lampriformes; Lampridae
Gene: polr2d
Product: RNA polymerase II subunit D
Exons: 4
Coding region: 171-605 (144 amino acids)
Biological process (GO): nuclear-transcribed mRNA catabolic process, deadenylation-dependent decay; transcription initiation at RNA polymerase II promoter; mRNA export from nucleus in response to heat stress
Cellular component (GO): P-body; RNA polymerase II, core complex
Molecular function (GO): nucleotide binding; translation initiation factor binding
Source: RefSeq, a predicted model, not a curated record